AUGCGUCCACCAGCACCAGCACCAGCACCAGCAACACCAACGCCCCGCCCACCAGCCAUAGUGCGGCCAGCAAUCCCAAUCAGGCCUCCUCCGCCGCCCCAAGAGCCAGCCCCUGCAUCUCAGCCUCCCACUGCCCCGCCAUCGCCCCCCGCUCCACCCAUACCAGCUUCCCCUGUCCCAACCACCACCCCUUCAACCCCACCUAGGUCACCAGUUGCACCCCGGCCCUCUCCACCGAGGGCCCAAGUUGCAACAUCACCACCACCACCAUCCUCCCCGGUCACAAAACCAGCAACUGUCCCUACCUCGUCCCCUCAAAUCAAGACUCAAACCACAUCCCCACCCUCCUCCAAACCUACACCACCUCUCCCAACUGCCGAAACAGCCAUUCCCAAGAAAGACACGCCCCUAUCAUCUCCCAAACCACUCAAACCAUCACAAGAAAUCAAGGCUUCAUCUCACCCCCCUUCCCCCCUCCAACUGCCCCCCGCCCAGCUCAGGCCAUCGCAGGAGGACCGCGAGCCCAAGAUCGAGCAGAAAAGCGUCCUCGUCCAAGAAAGCUUCGAAAAGCCCACCAAACCCAACAAUGCUCAUACCCUCCAUUCCCUCCCAUCCAAAGGCAAAAGGGAGCCUCCAACCAAAGACAAGGGCGCGAUCAAGAAACUCUCUGACUCCGAAGAUUUGGGAAUGAGAGUGAUCACCAUUACCGGUGAAAACAGGGGAGCCCUCAUGGAGAUAACCUCUUCCAACAAGAAGAAACACCCUCACGGCACCGCCUACACCCUCGCAAACGACACCACCAGUGACCACAAGGAUAAGAAUUCGGUGGGGCAGUCGCAGCCGCCCAUGACGACGUUCUUGAACAGCAACGUUCAAGGAGUGAACAACUCCAUUGUGUUCAACAGCAGCUGCCACCACAACGAUCCCGGGAUCCAUCUAACUCUCGUUAGGAAGCUCAAUGGCAGCAGAGGAAACCACAAUGGUUGA
This is a messenger RNA of Salvia hispanica, 987 nucleotides long. The record is from RefSeq and is a predicted model, not a curated record. Lineage: Eukaryota; Viridiplantae; Streptophyta; Magnoliopsida; Lamiales; Lamiaceae.